AUGGCUUUCCGAUUAGUUAGCCGUCCUGUGGCUCAUGAUUGUCGGUACGAUUCGUUAAGAAAAACAAAGCUAAAUCACCUCCCACCCAGGACUUCCACAACGGAUGAUAUGGAAAUAUCUCCAAAUAGUUCUCCGUUAUCAGAUGGAAGCUCUACAAAACUUCCGCCUGAUAGACGGCUUUCUCCGCAGAAGUCCAACACAAGUCAUUAUUCACCAGGUUCUCUCAGUCUACAACGUCCCAGGGACUACAAAUCAAAAACAACGGCAGUAUCAGGUCAUGAGGUCGGUCAAAAAUCAGAGAAAUCUACGUUAUAUCAGCUAGUGGAUGCUAUCCGGGCUUCCAUAGGUGAUUUGCUUGAACAACCACCUAACUCGUUAUCCUGCGCUUCUGAAAAAUCUAUCAAUGGUUCAGUUUAUAAGUCAUGCAAAAUGUCAGUUCCUUUGGAAAAAAGUCAGGUGACCACUUGCCAGUUUUCCCCAGACAUUACCUCAAAAAAAUGUAAGCGAUCUAAAAUCCAUUUCGAUGGUCAGACAUGUUCACCCACCAAUUCCAGGCAACUGAUUAAAGUGGACAGUCCUGUUGCAUAUCCCGGUUCAAUCAGCGUUGAGUCUCGGAACUGUAAUGUGCAUAAAAGCUUCACAUAUGGUCCUGGUCAGGGUGUAACGAAUAGUACUAAGAUGAUAUAUUCAAUGGGCGAUACAAGGUACGCAGGGACUUCUAAUCACAGUCCAGCUUUUUCGAAUUCUGUCACUUCUCUGACCGAAAACCAUCGCCUUCCUUCCAAUACAACAGAUUCUGUUUGCCGUAAUGUUUCGCACCAAAAUAGUCCAACUGUGAUUUGCAGUCCACAUAAUCCAAACAAUACAACUACAUGUGUUUCAAGUGGAUCACAUAAAACUUGUGUCUCUCUCUCUCAUUAUGAUUUGUCAUCACGCCAAGUAGACAAAAUCAUCGAGAUUUUGGCUGAACAGGCCCAUUGUAAAAGCGCAACUGAAGAACACAAUUUAAGCAAAAGUUCAUCACUUAGUUCUAACAAAUUACCAGAAAAUUUGAAAGGAUCCACGUCACCUGGGCAUUCAGCUCGUGCGCUUAUAUCACAAACCCUUCAAACUAACCACUCAUUGAACAAAGACUCCAUAAAUCCUCACACUCGGUCACAACAUACUCAGCUAAAUGAUCUUGUACAGGUUCUGAAAGCAGCUCUGCAUCACCAUACUUCAAACCAUAUUUCAGGAGAUUGCACAACGCCCGUACAGUCGAAUAACCGUCUCAAUGCUUGUUCACACUUAGAUUCUUCAGAUCUUGUCAGUAAAAAGGGUCUUGAGAACAAAGAUAAUGUCUCCUCUACAACAACUCAUGAUAGCCCCACCGUUUCAUUACAGAGCGGGUCGCGCACAUGUGCCAACAACCGGUUGACUACCGAUUCAUUGCUGUUCAAUAAAGGCAAUUCCGGGCUUGAUGCAUCGGCGUCUCCUGUAUCUGCUUGUAAUUUUUCUAAUGUUAGCAAUUCCGCCAAUACCGUUGAAGAUACAUCGGAUAUUGUCGACAGAAAGGAGAUUACAAAUUUAACCAGUCCUACUUCUGUUUCGCCAUCAGUCCAUUCAAGUCAUUCUACCACCAUGGCGGUUGAUGUCACAAAUAAAAAAGGGUCCUCACCUGCUACGCUAUCAGAAAAUAGUUCCAGCUUAGAAAAAAUUAUAGAUACUCUGAAUAGCUUCGAAAUGAAGUCGUUUUUCGAUCCUGUGUUUAUUUCUAGAUAUCAAGACGAUGCUUUACAACGUCUUGAACAAGAAGUAAGUUGAGCUCUAAUAAGAUUGUCGUCCAUAUUUCCUUCAUUUAUGACGUAGUUUCCGUCAUUCAAUUUGGUAUUUUCGUUUUUAGGCUCAAAUCGAAUCGAAAAAUUUCGAUCGAUUACAAAGCGUUCUCUAUGGUGAACUAUCAGCUGAAUCUAAAAAAUUGCGAGCGUUAGUACGAAUAAGUGAAGCAAAACUUGCAAUUCACAGAGAGAAACAAACAUCAUUACAAGAGCUAAUGGACGCAAUUGAAGUGCGAAAACAUCUGCCUAAUCUGUCUUUCGUAGAUGAUGUAUUGUAGAUAAUCCAAACUUCUGUUACAUACUUUACCCGUGUGAUAAUGUUGGUUUUUCUGGAUCCUGCUCAUUGAGCCAAGAACCUGUCCAGCUUCAUGGUGGCUGUUCUAACACUGUACUUUCCAAGUCUCGAUAACUGGACAUCCAAUUCGCAUUAUACUUGAACCGUGACCUUA
Molecule: messenger RNA, 2266 nt
Organism: Schistosoma turkestanicum
Lineage: Eukaryota; Metazoa; Platyhelminthes; Trematoda; Strigeidida; Schistosomatidae
Source: the annotation of a GenBank genome assembly